AUAAUUGGAAAACUCGUACCCAAAAUCAGUCUUUUGGCAUCUUUUUCAUUCCAUGGUUUUGCAGUCCCGAAAUGCACAAGCUUGGAACAUUUUUUUUGUCCGCCCUUGUUGCGUGCAAUCUUUACGGAAUAGUUAGGUCCCAGGAUGAGACCUGUUCGGUUUGUGUCCUGAAGGAUGCCCCAUCGCAAUGUGGGGCUUACUGUUUUGGAGUACUUCAACCUUUGGGUGAUGAAAUCGAAAGUAUCCAGAAACAAAUUAAGUUGCAAGUUACAAACCACAAAACAACUCUAGCGAUUCUGGACACCAUGCAAAAAAAUACCCAGGAGGUUCAAAAGGAAAUGCUUAUGUUUCUGGAUCAAAUAAAACUCGAAACGAAUGAAAGACUGGACAGAAUUGAGGCCAUGAUCGAGAGAAGACCGGUAGUAACUGAGGCACCGAAAACGAACAUUAUCCCACCAGGAUUUGAACGGAUCGGAGCCCGAUACUUCUAUAUCGAAGAAGGAAUACAGAAAAGCUGGAUUGAUGCAAAAUUCUUCUGUCUAGAAAAAGGAGGAUACUUGGCAGCCAUCCAAAAUCAAGAAGAGUUCGAUGCCGUCGUACUGAAACUCAAGGAAAACCAUCGUUACUGGCUGGGCAUAAACGAUAGAAGCGUUGAAGGGGUCUAUCUAUCUGAGGCUUCCGGAAAUAUGGCGCCAUUUCUUAAAUGGUUUGCCGGAGAUCCCGACAACAGAGAGAACUACGAGAACUGCGUUGGCAUUGCUCUCAGAAAAGGAAUGGCUGAUUGGCCGUGUUGGUUUGCUUUUAAUUUCAUUUGCAGUUUGGACAACACUGUCUAGUUGGAAACAAAGAAUAUUCCAAUAAAUAAAUUCUCUAAGAUUAUACAAACAUUGUUAACAUUAAAGUUCCUUCUCAAUGUUUUUAUAA
Molecule: messenger RNA, 924 nt
Organism: Drosophila suzukii
Lineage: Eukaryota; Metazoa; Arthropoda; Insecta; Diptera; Drosophilidae
Source: RefSeq, a predicted model, not a curated record